AUGACAGGGACGCAGGUGUGCAAUAAAGUGUUCGGCAACGCAUCCGCGUUAGCUAAACAUAAGUUAACGCACAGCGACGAGCGCAAAUAUGUUUGCAUCACUUGCGCAAAGGCCUUCAAAAGGCAGGAUCAUCUUAACGGCCAUAUGUUAACACAUCGAAACAAAAAGCCUUACGAAUGUAAAGCUGAUGGAUGCGGAAAGUCAUACUGCGAUGCCAGGUCCCUACGACGGCACACGGAAAACCACCAUCAUCCUGAUAAAAACGGCAGCAAAGAGAGCGCGAACGCUGAACGUGAGGCGACUGCUCGCGUCGCGUCACCCACGUCUCCAGCACGCGCUCUGCACUCUGACACCAGUAAUGGCUCCGAAAAGUCGAGUAUUACAAACUCGAGCGGAGACAGUUCGCCGCCCCGCACACCACCGACGCAGCCUGUUCCUGUCGCUCAAACGAUGCCGCCCAUCGCCGUGCGCCCAAAACCUAAAGCAGUCAAACCUAAAUCGCUGACUCUGGACAAAGAUAUGACGCCCACGUUUACGCCUACACAUUGCUACGCCGUAGCAGUGUAA
Pieris macdunnoughi is the source of this 567-nucleotide messenger RNA. The record is from the annotation of a GenBank genome assembly. NCBI's taxonomy places the organism in Eukaryota, Metazoa, Arthropoda, Insecta, Lepidoptera, Pieridae.